AUGGCGAGGUUCCAGGUGGCCCAGAUCAAGGUGAGCUGGACGGCACUCUUGGCUCUGGCCCACUUCACAUACCUGCUGCUGGGGGCAACCGUCUUCCAGAUACUGGAGCGAGACGCAGAGAGCAACAACCGAAACCACUUCCAGCUGGAGAAGUUGAAUUUUCUGGCUAAUUACACCUGCCUCGACGGCCCGGCCCUGGAGAAGUUUGUUGAGGUGAUUUUAGAUGCCUGGGAAAAGGGGGUGAAUCCCUCUGGCAACUCAACCAAUCCCACUAACUGGGAUUUCAGCAGCUCCUUCUUUUUUGUUGGAACAGUGGUCACAACCAUAGGCUACGGCAAUCUGUCUCCCAGCACUGUGUCCGGUCAGGUGUUUUGUGUUUUCUACGCUCUGUGUGGGAUCCCGCUCAACCUGGCCUUUCUCAAACAGCUCGGGAAGUGUCUCACCAUCCACUUGGGACGACUGGAGAGGGGCAUGGUCUCGCUCGUUCCACACAAGCAAUCCGUUGAGGUUCUGGCAGUGAGUUUGUUUCUCAUCACGGGCAGCCUGGUGUUCCUGGUCAUCCCCACUCUGCUGUUCACUUACGUGGAAGAAUGGUCGUAUGGGGAGGGCUUUUAUUACGCCUUCAUCACCCUCAGCACCAUCGGCUUUGGAGAUUAUGUCGUGGGGACUGAUCCACACAAGCAGUACAUCUCAGUGUACCGUAGCUUGGCGGGGGUAUGGAUCAUCUUUGCCUUGGGUUGGCUUGCUCUAAUCCUCAACAUGGGAGCCAGAUCAAUGGAGUACGCAAUCAGCCUCACAUAUCCAGGCUUUAAGAAACAAGAGGAAGAAGAAGACAACAUUUCAUCCAGUAAACAGGAAGAUGGGUCAGGACAGAGGGCCAUCCAGUCCAAGAUCUGA
Molecule: messenger RNA, 897 nt
Organism: Myripristis murdjan (pinecone soldierfish)
Lineage: Eukaryota; Metazoa; Chordata; Actinopteri; Holocentriformes; Holocentridae
Product: potassium channel subfamily K member 16-like
Exons: 5
Coding region: 1-897 (298 amino acids)
Biological process (GO): potassium ion transmembrane transport; stabilization of membrane potential
Cellular component (GO): plasma membrane
Molecular function (GO): outward rectifier potassium channel activity; potassium ion leak channel activity
Source: RefSeq, a predicted model, not a curated record